This is a messenger RNA of Malassezia japonica, 2871 nucleotides long. Its product is annotated as aspartate--tRNA ligase. The record is from RefSeq and is a predicted model, not a curated record. Lineage: Eukaryota; Fungi; Basidiomycota; Malasseziomycetes; Malasseziales; Malasseziaceae. Gene Ontology annotation, cellular component: cytosol; cytoplasm; aminoacyl-tRNA synthetase multienzyme complex. Gene Ontology annotation, molecular function: aspartate-tRNA ligase activity; RNA binding; ATP binding. Gene Ontology annotation, biological process: aspartyl-tRNA aminoacylation. The coding region runs from base 1 to 2871 and encodes 956 amino acids. The transcript has a single exon.
AUGCCGCGCGGCAAUCUUUUGGGUUCGCUUAUUCACCGCAAGACGCGCAGUGUCUCAAAAGGACGAAGCGCUAGCGACCAGCCCUCCAACAGCGACCGGAGCGAUGUGACGGACAAGUCCGAUCUCCGCGAGGUCGAAAAAGAGCGCAAGGCGGAGGAGCAGCGCGAGUUCGAGCGCCAGGUCCAGCUGCGACGCCGCCUUUCGGAGGAGCGUGCCGCGCAGAUCGAGACGCCCGAGCAGCGUGCGCGCUACGGACGCCACGGUGUGUACAGCGUCGAGGAACAGCCGCUCGACGCGCUCUUUGACCUCGCGCAGGCGAACGAGGCGGUGAAGGAGGACCCCGCGAUGCUCGCGGACCUCGCGGGGGAGUCCCGCCGCUUCCGCGCGCGCGUGCACGUCGUGCGCCCGCUGGGUCCCCACCUCGUCUUUAUGGUGAUCCGCGAGCGCACCAUCACCCUGCAGACGGUGCUGUCGGAGAAGGCGGGCGACUUGACCGCGCAUAUGAUGCACUGGGCCAAGCGCCUCCCGACCGAGUCGCUAGUGACCGUGCAGGGUGUGCUACAAAAGCCGCGCGAUGUCAUCCACGGCUGCUCCAUCACGCACAUGGAGCUCAAAGUGACGCAUCUCUACCUUGUUUCGCCGAACAAUGAGCAGCUGCCCUUCAGCGUGUACGCCGCUGAGCGUGCCGCGAACCAUGCGCUCGAAGAGCACCACGACCUGGAGGACACGGGCAGCAACACCGAUCACUCGGGCAGCGACGCGCACAGCACCGACCACACCCCGAUCAUUUCGCAGCGCACACGCCUGAACAACCGCCUGAUUGAUCUGCGCACGCCGACCUCGCAGGCCAUCUUCCGCGUGCAGUCGGCAGUGUGCACGGCCUUCCGCCAGUACCUCAUGAGCCAGAGCUUUAUCGAGAUUCAUACACCCAAGCUCCAGGGCGGCGCGUCGGAGAGCGGCGCGAGCGUCUUCCAGGUCGGCUACUUUGGGCGCUCGGCGUUCCUUGCGCAGAGUCCGCAGCUGUACAAGCAGAUGUGCAUUGCGGCGGACAUGAAGCGCGUGUUUGAGAUUGGGCCCGUGUUCCGCGCAGAGAACAGCAACACGCCCCGCCAUAUGACCGAGUACACCGGCCUGGACCUGGAGAUGGAGGUGAACCACUACUACGACGCGGUGCGCGUCAUUGACGGCAUGCUCAAGCACAUCUUUGGCGUGCUGAAGUACGAGUGCCACGACAUGGUCCAGCAGGUGCAGCAGCUCUUUCCUGCGGCCGAGCUCGAGUGGCUGGACGAGACGCUCGUGCUUCCGUUCCCGGAAGGCAUCCGCAUGCUCAAGCAGGACGGCUACCGGGAGGAGGACGGGAGCGAGCCGAACGAGUUUGAAGACCUGCACACGCGCGCCGAGAUCCGCCUCGGUGCGCUGGUCAAGGAGCAGUUUGGUACCGACUACUAUAUUCUGGACAAGUUCCCGACGGCCGCUCGUCCGUUCUACGCGCUGCCCGACGAAAAAGACCCGCGGCGCACCAACUCGUUUGAUAUCUUUGUGCGUGGCCAAGAGAUUUGUACGGGUGGCCAGCGCAUCCACGACGCCGAGAUGCUCGAGGAGCGCAUCAAGGAGAUGGGCAUCGACACGCACGGCCUCGAAGAGUACCUCGAGGGCUUCCGCCUCGGUGCGCCGCCCCACGCCGGCUGCGGUAUCGGUCUGGAGCGCUUCGUGAUGCUCUACCUCAACCUCGACGACAUUCGCCUCGCCUCGCUCUUUUACCGCGACCCGAAGAGCUUUGCGGUCAAGCGCCGCCAGGAGCUGCGCCACCCCGAAGCGAGCACGAACCCUCCUCCGUGGCGCCAGCGCGCCGAGCACAGCUCGUACGUCUCGCCCGCGUCGCCGUUGACGUCCGCGAUGCCCACGCUGCAGCCCCUCGAGAAGCUGAUUGCCAACUACGGCGACUCGUCCAACACCUCGUGGCUCGACGACCGAUUCACGAUCUGGCGCGACGACGACACCGGCGCGGCGAUCGGCUACUCGACGCGCCGCCACUAUGCCUUUAUCGUCGGCAACCCAUUGUGCGAUGCGUCGCAGUACUCGCGCGUGAUUACGCGCUUUUUGCACUUUGUCAAGGCGCAGUUCCUCAAACCCGUGUGGCUCAUGGCCAGCGAGCCGGUCGAGCAGAUUCUCGGCGGCCGCCACGGCUGGUGCACGCUCACCUGCACCGCCGACCAGCGCGUGAAGGACGUGCGGAAGAACGCCGCGCGCCACGAUCCCGAGAUCCAGCGCAAGGUGCGCCACGCCGCCAAGGUCGGCGUCACGAUCCAGGACGUGCCGCUGAACCAGGGCGUGCCGCGGGAGCUGCAGCACGAGUGCGACCAGCGCAUCGAGCUCUGGCAUGCGAACCGCAAGGGCGCGCAGGUCCACCUCACCGAGGUCAAGCCGUGGGUCGACCAGCUGCACCGCAGCUACUUUAUCGCGCGCGACGCGGACAAGACCAUCUGCUGCCUCGUGGUCCUUGCGCAGCUCUCGCCGGAAGCCGGCUACCAGGUCAAGUGGGCGAUGAGCUUCCCCGACGCGCCGUCCGGCGCGAUCGAGAUGACCAUCCUGCACGCGCUCGAGACGGUCAGCACGUCGUCCGUGACCUUUGGCACGGCCGCGACGGCGCGCCUCACCGCCGUGUACGGUUUGAGCGGCAUCGCGUUCAAGGUCUUGUCGCGUGUCUACCACAACGUCGUCGAGCGCACGCACCUCCUGAACAAGGGCGAGUUCCGCGAGAAGCUUGGCACGCAGAACGACCCGACGUACAUCUGCUACCCCAAGGGCGGUCUCUCGAUGCUCGGCGUGCGCGAUAUUAUAGACUUUUUCCGCGACAGCCCCGCAUCGUAG